This is a messenger RNA of Cynoglossus semilaevis (tongue sole), 5036 nucleotides long. RefSeq names its product family with sequence similarity 91 member A1 (gene fam91a1). Lineage: Eukaryota; Metazoa; Chordata; Actinopteri; Pleuronectiformes; Cynoglossidae. The record is from RefSeq and is a predicted model, not a curated record. Gene Ontology annotation, cellular component: trans-Golgi network; cytoplasmic vesicle. Gene Ontology annotation, biological process: intracellular protein transport. The transcript has 26 exons. The coding region runs from base 878 to 3163 and encodes 761 amino acids.
GAGGACGUCUGUCAGGAUCCGCUCCUGACGGAGAAUGUUCAGCUGAGCGAGCAAGUUACAGUGAAGUUCGGAGUCUUUAAAGGAGAAAACCUCACCAGGGGCCAUUCUGUAUAAAUGAGAUCAAUCAGAAACACUAAGGAAGUGACGACAGCGGCCACGAGCGUGACGAACGGCGCGUUCGAAAAUACAACAAGGAAGUGGUCGUUUAUUGUGAAGGUAAAUAGCCAGCGGAGAUAAACGCCUCUUUAUUCCGCUGUGUGGACCGGCUUCGCUCGCUUGUCGGGUGUGAAGGCUGGUUGAAGUUAGCGCGGACUCGGCCUGGAGCCCGUUUGUGUUCUUAUCGAGGAUUUCUGCUCGCAGGCAGCUAGCUAGCUAGCUAUGAACACGGACGUGGAAUUUCACAUCAGGCAGAAUUAUCCGUGGAACAAGCUUCCCGCUAAUGUCAAACAGGACCCACUGUGGCCUGCGAAAGUUUGCCCACGCCUGACCUAGAACCUUCUACAAAAUGACUUACCAUCUCACCUGCCAGUUUGAUCUACCUGACCUACCUUUAUACCUACCUGACAAGUCAUCUUUCCACCUAUCUAGCCGUCUGUCAUCUUACCUGCCUCACUUUCUGUUUCUAAAUGUUCAACCCAGAUCUCCAAAAACUUGUUGGACUCUUCUCAGGGGAACAAUCCUGGAGUAAAUCCUCAGUGAAUGGACAGAACAUCAGUAUUCUACAAGUUUGGGGAACUCUCAGCGUGAAUAUGAGAAGCAUGUGCUGCUGUACAGCAUCCGCAACCAACUUCGCUUCCGCAAUAACCUAGUGCGCCACGUGAGAAAGGACGAGCGCAGGUAUUAUGAGGAGCUGCUAAAGUACAGCCGGGACCACCUGAUGCUGUACCCCUACCACCUGUCUGACAUCAUGGUCAAAGGGCUGAGAGUCACUCCCUUCUCGUAUUACAUAGGAAUAAUGGAGGACAUUAUGAACAGUGAGAAGAGUUACGACUCCUUACCCAACUUCACUGCUGCUGACUGUCUGAGGCUGCUGGGCAUCGGGAGAAACCAGUACAUUGACCUGAUGAACCAAUGCAGGUCGUCCAAAAAAUUCUUCCGCAGGAAAUCAGCACGGGAUCUGCUCCCAGCAAAACCAGUGGAAAUCUCUGUGGAGCCGUGGUGGGUCGCUCAGACAGGCUACAUCACUGAAGACGACAUCAGGAUCUGUUCUCCAGCUGAGAAGAAAGCCAUCGAUAAGAUGAUAGACUCUGGUCCCCAGCUGGCUGGAUCAAUGGAGUACAAUGUCGUCUUAAGCCUCUACAACAGGGGCUUCAUCUACCUGGACGUCCCCAUAUCUGACGACAGCUGCAUCUCAGUACCACCACUGGAAGGUUUCGUCAUGAACCGUGUCCAGGGCGAUUACUUUGAAACUCUUCUCUACAAAAUCUUUGUCUCCAUUGACGAGCAGACAAAUGUAUCAGAGCUGGCCAAUGUGUUGGAGAUUGACCUGGGCUUAGUGAAGAAUGCAGUAUCCAUGUACUGUCGUCUUGGGUUUGCUGUCAAGAAAGGUCAGGUGAUCAACUCUGAUCAGCUUCAUCCAACUUGGAAGAAUGCUCCCUCUGUCAACAGGCUGAAAAGCACCAUGGACCCUCAGAAGAUGCUGUUGUCCUGGGAACAGGGCAGUCCAGUGAUGGAGGGAGGCUCCUCUGCUACUGACACGGACACCACCAGUCUGGAAGACCAAGCCGACACAGCCAGUGUCAGCAGCCUGAGCAUCCCAGCUCCACCCACCAAGAGGAUCGCCUUCCUCUUCGACUCUACCCUAACUGCCUUUCUCAUGAUGGGCAACUUGUCUCCGAACCUGAAGAGCCACGCGGUGACCAUGUUCGAGGUGGGCAAGCUGUCAGACGAGACUCUGGAUAGUUUUCUGGCUGAGCUGGAGAAGGUGGAGAGCACAGCAGAGGGAGAGGCUCAGCGUUACUUUGACCACGCUUUGACCCUGAAAAACACCAUCCUCUUCCUGCGCUACAACAAAGAACUCACUCAGGAUCAGGGACCAGACAUCCCAAACAUAGGUUUCCCUUUGGACAUGUUGCGCUGUGAGAGCCUGCUGGGUCUGGACCAAGCCACCUGCAGCCGGGUCCUCAACAAGAACUACAAGCUGCUGGUGUCGAUGGCUCCGCUCAGCAAUGAGAUCAGACCCAUCAGCAGCUGCACGCCUCAGCACAUUGGUCCGGCCAUCCCUGAGGUGAGCUCCAUCUGGUUCAAGCUGUACUUGUACCAUGUGACCGGCCAAGGCCCGCCCUCUCUGCUCCUCUCCAAAGGCUCAAGGCUCAGAAAACUACCAGACAUAUUCCAGGUCUAUGACAGGCUGCUGAUCACUUCCUGGGGUCACGACCCAGGUGUUGUCCCCACAUCCAAUGUGCUUACCAUGCUCAAUGAUGCCCUCACACACUCUGCUGUUCUCAUACAGGGCCAUGGUAUGUAUGGUCAUGGAGAAACAGUCCACAUUCCUUUCCCAUUUGAUGAGGAGGAUCUGAAGGGAGAGUUCUCUUACUCCAACAUGUGUGUACACAAGGCCCUGCAGAAGCUGAAGAAACAUGUGGACCUGGAGCAUCAGUGCGGCUACAUCACCAUGCUCAACUCCAACAACAGGCACCGUCGCAGGGCGAGCGACAGUGCCGAGUGCAGAGGUGAGAGAGGAGACACUCAUUUAGGUGGAGGCCUGGACACCAAUGGCAGCACUGAGUCUUUUGAGCUUGUGACAGAAGAGAACAAUGGAGAUGGCAAAGGAAAAACAGACACCCUCUCGUCUGAGGAUGAGUGGGUCCCUCUGGAGCUGUGCUUCGGCAUGCCGCUCUUCAGCUCAGAGCUCAACCGCAAAGUGUGUCGAAAGAUAGCCUCACACAAACUCUGCAGCAAUGAAAGCCUUCAGGAACUGCUUCUGUCCAGCCGAAAGUUAGCGCUGAAGGUGCUGAGCUUUGUCCAGUCAUUCCAGGACGGCAGCCAGUCCUUCGACGCAGACAGUGGCGUGUCAAACCCUCUCAGUCAGCCCCCAGCUGAGUCCGGUGUCCCCCUGCCGGCCCUCAAUCUCUUCUUCAAGGACGGUCAACUUCAGGAGUGGAGUGGGCGGGCCCCACCUCCUCUGAACAUCUCGGCCCUGCAGAAGGACCAGCCCACAUAGACCAGUCUUCACUGCUCCUCUUCCACAUGCGGACACGAGGUAAAACAAUGUUCGUCCUUUGUGUCACUGAGGAAAUUCCUACAUGCCCAAGGUUCAACCCUGCACUUCCAUAUCUGACCACCAGGAAGCACUCAGUCAUACACACUGUCCUCCUGUCCACCAGUAACCAGUCAUCGGGGAGUGAUGAGCCUAGCCAGCACUUUUGUCAUUUACCACCUGUAUGAAGAAACCCCUGCUCCCCGGCCCCUUCCUCCACUGCUGUUUCCCUCAGAUUUGUAGGCAGUGUUUUCAGUUGGAGAGGUGCUAUGAUCACAGUGUGUUACAACGGUGCAGGUAAACAGCGUAUAACCAGGACGACCAUUUCAGUGGAAACACGAAGGCUGUUUUCCUCUCCACCUCCUCCACCUCUUCCCUGCCUUUAACCACUGGAUGUUUUGUGAUCCCUCAGAGCGGAGUGUAAAGUCAUCUGUAUUGUAUAGAUGUUUUUCAAAAUGAUCCUCAAAAUUUAAAAGAAAAAAAAAAGGAAGAUGUUGAAGCGACUUCUUCAGGAAUCAUUUAACAAUCUGCAUAUUUUAAUUACAAGUCUUUUGGACUUGUCAGAGAGAGGAGAGUCUCCGCCUCCCCCGUUUAGUGUCUCAUGUUUAUAGUGAUUUGUUGCAUGACACUGUUGCACAACUUGUACCAUUAAAAAAAAAAUCCCUUUUCUCUUUACUUGUUACAAAAUUCGGGGCAUUUUUAUUUGCACUUUACAGGAUUUCACCCAACCGGAGUAUGAAGUGAUGUGAUUUAGUUUUUCUCUUCUUUUGGAUAUUACAUUCUGUAUGAUUUUAGAUUUCCUUUAUAUUUGCAAAAAGGAAGUGUUUCCUGUCUCCGUAGAUCAGAGGAUUGAGAAAGGCUCAAGAUCAUAACCGGUUAUUUUACCCUUUCUCAGUGCAAAAGGAAACACCAAAGAAUGUUCUUUUUCAUGUCAGGAAAUUACUUCUGUUCUUUUGUCAUUCUUUUUGAUUUUGUGCCUUGUUAUUGUCAGCCAAUCAAAAGUCAGGUCUUAAAUCGAACCAUCUGCUUUCCUUUGUUCUUGAUUAUUUUCAAAUGUAAGGUUUACAUCAUUUGAAAUGAUUCAUGUGCUUUGACUGAUGGUGUUUUAAAGCCAAUAUUGGGACACAAACUAGCAACCUUUGUCUCUGCUGAAGACUUAGGUGAGGACAUUUAAAGGCACAGGUCAGAAAUAGUCUGGUUUACAAACAGUUUCCAAGGGAUUCUGUGUACGUUGUGGUUUUGUUUUCCAGAGUUUGUAAUGCAGAAGACAACAUUGCUGUGAAGGCUUUAACACACCCGCACACUCACAUGUUUAUUCCCAGACACGUUUUGGUCCAAAAACACUACCUUCAGCCUGUCAAGAGUUUUGAGCUCAGCUUCAAUGUGACAUUUUACCCUGAGUGUUAACAAGUUGUGAUGUUGACCAGUUAUUUUUUUACCAGCCUCCUACAGACCUUGAUUCAUCUGUGGUUGUUGUUUCCAAUAACGUGGUGAUGACAUAGAGAAAAAACCAACAGUUGCCAUAAGGUCCUGUUGUAGCAUGAUGACUGUGUAGAAACUGUUGUGUGUGUGUGUGUGUCUGUUGUGUAUGUGUGUGUAUCAUGUGACCUCAUACACACCCACCUGUCACAACAGGAGUUCCCUCCCAGUCCUGCCUGGUUGUUUAGUUAUUCGUCAUCCCAGAUAUUCCCACUGCUCCCAGGUAUGUUCACCAGUACAUUCACCAGAGUAUUACAAAUGGCUAGUUUUAUAUGUCGGUCUAUAUUUUAGAGAAUCUUAGUUGUAGCGUGUUUGACGAGAUGAGUAAAUGCUUUAAAAAAAAAGAAAAGAAAAAAAA